AAAUGGGGGCGCAGAAAGAAAAGUCAACGGUCCCAUCUUCUUCCCCAGUUGCAGUGUGAAAGGUUGAGUGUUCAACAAUUUCCAAACUUUUCCAACCAACAGGAGUAACACUAGUUCUAGUCCAAGUGGUCCCUCCUUAACGAUUAUUAUUUAAUUAAAAAUAAACUUCUUGAUCGAUAUUAUAAUUCUGAAAAUUUCCAAGAGACUCGCUUCAACUCCGAGUCUAGACUCUGGACAAAAGCAGAAAAACAAGCAAACAAGCUCAAGGGCUCAAAGCUCAUAGAGUCAUCAUGAAGAAGGGAAGCUUAGCACCUAACCUCAAGCUCACUCUCCCUCCUUCUGAUGAAGUUUCUUUCUCUAAGUUUCUGACAAAAAGCGGCACGUUUAUGGAUGGCGAUCUCCUGGUUAAUAGAGAAGGGGUUCGGAUCGUUUCUCAUAGAGAAGUUGAAGUUCCACCGCCUAUUCAGCCAUCAGACAAUCAGAUGAUUUUAGCAGAUCUGUACGUGAUUAAAGUCAUUGGAAAAGGAAAUGGUGGGGUUGUUCAAUUGGUUCAACACAAAUGGACUGGCCAGUUUUUUGCACUAAAGGUAAUUCAAAUGAAUAUUGAGGAGUCUAUUCGCACGCAGAUUGCACGGGAAUUGAAAAUUAAUCAAUCAUCACAAUGUCCCUACAUUGUUGUAUGUUACCAGUCUUUCUAUGAUAAUGGUACCAUUUCAAUAAUCCUAGAGUACAUGGAUGGUGGGUCUUUGGCAGAUCUUCUGAAAAAGGUCAAAACAAUUCCAGAGCCGUAUCUUGCUUCCAUUUGUAAGCAGGUGCUGCGGGGUUUGUUGUAUCUUCAUCAUGAAAAACACAUCAUUCACAGGGACUUCAAACCUUCUAAUUUGUUAAUCAAUCAUCAAGGAGAAAUUAAAAUAACUGACUUUGGUGUAAGUGCAAUAAAGGCAAGCACUUCUGAACAGGCAAAUACUUUUGUUGGCACGUACAACUAUAUGUCGCCAGAGAGAAUUGUUGGUGGCAAUUAUAGUUACAAAAGUGACAUCUGGAGCUUGGGUUUAGUACUGCUGGAGUGUGCAACAGGUCAAUUCCCAUAUUUACCACCAGAUCAAGCUAAAUUAUGGGAUAGCUUUUUUGAGCUUAUGAGUGCCAUUGUUGAACAACCACCACCUUGUGCACCUUCUGAUCAAUUUUCUCAGGAGUUCUGCUCAUUUAUUUCUGCAUGCGUACAGAAAGAUCCUAAGGAUAGAUCGUCAGCUCAGGAUCUCCUAACACAUCCUUUCAUCAACAUGUACGACGACUUGAAUAUUGACCUUGCCUCUUACUUCAGUGAAGCAGGAUCUCCCCUUGCAACAUUUUAAAACCUAUCUGGGAACAAUUGGAUCGUAGAAUGAUUCUUCUGCUCUCCGUGCUGUCUAUCCCAGGAUGUGUAUUUUUGUAAUUGAGACGAAUGAUUUUUGAGUUUUUUUUGGAAUUUUGGAUUUAUGACUCCUUGCAAACUAGUCAUACCUCUUCCUGCCAUUCAUUUGUACUCUCUUAGACCUAAUUGUAGUAUGAAGCACAUCAAUGAAAGAUAUAGA
Messenger RNA from Prunus avium (sweet cherry), 1574 nucleotides. RefSeq names its product mitogen-activated protein kinase kinase SIPKK. NCBI's taxonomy places the organism in Eukaryota, Viridiplantae, Streptophyta, Magnoliopsida, Rosales, Rosaceae. Gene Ontology annotation, molecular function: ATP binding; MAP kinase kinase activity. The record is from RefSeq and is a predicted model, not a curated record. Gene Ontology annotation, biological process: protein phosphorylation; MAPK cascade.